Trichophyton benhamiae CBS 112371 is the source of this 657-nucleotide messenger RNA. RefSeq lists its product as uncharacterized. NCBI's taxonomy places the organism in Eukaryota, Fungi, Ascomycota, Eurotiomycetes, Onygenales, Arthrodermataceae. The transcript has a single exon. The coding region runs from base 1 to 657 and encodes 218 amino acids. The record is from RefSeq and is a predicted model, not a curated record.
AUGGCGCCAACUGCAAAGCCUACUCUCGCACCUCUGAAGACAUCCAAGUCACCCACCUUCCCUUCAGAAUUGCACGAUAGUCCACUUUUCUCUGGGAAAACCGAGUCCAUCAAGCAGGAGGACUUUCUCAGAACCCCUAUCACUCCACCUACGGCUUACACGGACUUCCUCAAAACUGUCACUCCAAUCGUUGCUUCGCCAUCUAGCUCAAAGGACAAGAGCUUCGAUCGUCUAGCCGUCUCCAUAUCUCAUCCCUCUACCGCAACUAGCCCCUACUUCUGCAACUGUUCGAAUUCUUGCCGCAAGUCACCCACUGUGGCAUCGAUCACCUCUUCACCAGUUGCUCUACAUCACCACUACCGCAGCAGUGACAGAGUUCGGAAAACUCCUACUUCUGCAAAACCGCUACGCAUCUCCGCUCCAUCUCCAAAGCUGACCUCUCCCAGCUUUGACUCUCCCCGCUGUUGCUCUGCCAGAUCUCCACUACCUCCUCCAGACUGGAUUACUGAGUCCACCACCCGACAGACUGAGACACCACGAUGCUCAUCUUGUUCGAGGCCUAUCAGUGUUCGCCAUGUCAUUACCAGAACUAUUACCUACAAGCGCACAGCUCUCGAGCCAGCCCCUAAGGGAAAGCGGCGAAAGGCCGACGAAUAA